UCGGCCAAAAGAGGCAAAGAAGCGGCCGCCCCAAACGCACCCGCCCGGGCCGACGCACCUCCGGAGAGACUCCUCGUAGAUAGAUAGGGGCCAUAGGCCAUACUACUACCACGAGCGACCAAGAUACAUACAGACACUCCCCCACGGAACCAGCGAGCCAGCGAGAGGCCAUGGCCAUGGAGGCCGACGACGACGACCUGUGGGGCGCGGUCACCACCAGCCCCAGCGCCUCGCCCCCGCCGUCCGCCGCCAUCUCCACCGCGCUCAGCCUCAACACUCGCCUCCAGCUCCUCGCGGCCUCCGGCGUCGGCGGCGGCUCCCCGUUCCACCCCGGCGGCGUCGGCUCGCCGUUCCACCUGGGCGGCGGCUGCUACCGCAAUGUGGCCGCGUCCCCGACCUCCUUCUUCUCCUCCGCCGCGGCCUCCUUCCCCCGCAUCGCGCCCGACGCCGGCCCUGCCCGCCGCGCGCUGGAGCGUGAGAUGUGCUACGGCCACGGCGCGGCCGCCUGGCCCGGCCCCCCCGGCGGCGGUGGCGCCGGCGCCGCCGCGCCCGUGGACCGGCGCAAGAAGCGCAUGAUCAAGAACCGCGAGUCGGCGUCCCGCUCGCGCGCGCGCAAGCAGGCGCACGUCACCCAGAUCGAGUCGGAGGUGCACCAGCUACGCGAGGAGAACGAGCAGCUCCGCCUCAAGUACGACCAGCUCAAGGCUUCAGUGGAGGUGUCGGUGCCGGUGAGGAAGACCCUGCAGAGGGUGCUCUCGGCGCCCUUCUGAUCCUUCCUCGACGAGGGAUCGAGAUCGAGGCUGCAGCUCCUACAACCACCGCCGCUACUACGUACUUACAUAGCUAGAGUGUUGCAGUAGCUAGCACUUACUAGUAACUAUUACCGGCUACUACUAGCUACUACGAUGAUCAUCCAUCAUCGUCCUUGUAAAUCCAUAUGGAUGUUAUUAUCUUCUCCUUUUUCCUUGACUCACUAGUCCGGCCGGGGCUACCUCAAUCUUUUGGUCACUCAGCUAAACCAGAGGUGGCAAUGCGCAAGGAGAGGGGAGAAGACGCAGCUGCUUUAUCUGUACAGCGGCAGCUGCUACCUACCUACCAGUAGUAGAUCUCCUAGCAAUUACAGCCGUUGUGGAUUAGCCAGGCAGCAGCUGGUUCUUGUUUUGCUGACUUGGUGAUUAAUGAUAUUAUGGUGCUACUUA
Triticum dicoccoides is the source of this 1199-nucleotide messenger RNA. Its product is annotated as bZIP transcription factor TRAB1-like. The coding region runs from base 171 to 770 and encodes 199 amino acids. Lineage: Eukaryota; Viridiplantae; Streptophyta; Magnoliopsida; Poales; Poaceae. Gene Ontology annotation, cellular component: nucleus. The transcript is spliced from 2 exons. Gene Ontology annotation, molecular function: DNA-binding transcription factor activity. Gene Ontology annotation, biological process: positive regulation of DNA-templated transcription. The record is from RefSeq and is a predicted model, not a curated record.